Molecule: messenger RNA, 4459 nt
Organism: Parus major (Great Tit)
Lineage: Eukaryota; Metazoa; Chordata; Aves; Passeriformes; Paridae
Gene: NFASC
Product: neurofascin
Exons: 33
Coding region: 266-4399 (1377 amino acids)
Biological process (GO): cell-cell adhesion; brain development
Molecular function (GO): cell-cell adhesion mediator activity
Source: RefSeq, a predicted model, not a curated record
GGCGCCGAAAGCUGUCGGGGAGCGGCGAUCGCUCUGCGGGGAACGCGCCUCGCUCCUGCCCUGUCGCCUUCCCUCCGGAAGAACAUCCUGGGCCGGAAAAAAAAUCCAUCGGGAAAACGCACCUGGCUUGGGAUGCGGCGCCGGGAAGCGCCGGGCCCCGGCGGCGAGCGCUGAGGACACCUCCGCAGGUGCCACCCCAGGGGACACCCCAAAGUCACCCCAAGGGACAUCCCAAGGUCCUGAGGCCACCUGGAGAAGCUCCAAGAUGAUCCCGAGGAGAGCCCAGGUCACCUGCGCCGCAAUUGCCUUCGCCCUCUGCCUCCAGCACCUCAUCAGUGCCAUCGAGGUCCCCCUGGACUCAAAUAUCCAGAGUGAAUUGCCGCAGCCCCCCACCAUCACCAAGCAAUCCAUCAAGGAUUACAUCGUGGAUCCCAGGGAUAACAUCUUCAUCGAAUGCGAAGCCAAAGGCAAUCCCGUUCCCAUCUUUUCCUGGACACGGAACGGGAAGUUCUUCAACGUGGCCAAGGAUCCCAAGGUGUCCAUGAGGAGGAGAUCGGGAACUUUGGUCAUCGACUUCCACAGCGGGGGCCGGCCCGACGACUACGAGGGCGAGUACCAGUGCUUCGCCAAGAACGACUACGGAACGGCCCUUUCCAGCAAAAUCCACCUCCAGGUUUCCAAGUCUCCGCUGUGGCCCAAGGAAAAGGUGGAUGUGAUCGAGGUGGAUGAGGGGGCCCCGCUGAGCCUGCAGUGCAAUCCCCCACCCGGCCUCCCCGAGCCCGUCAUCUUCUGGAUGAGCAGCUCCAUGGAGCCGAUCCCGCAGGACAAGCGCGUGUCCCAGGGCCACAACGGGGACCUCUACUUCUCCAACGUGCUGGCGCAGGACGCGCUGACCGACUACAGCUGCAACGCCCGCUUCCACUUCACCCACACCAUCCAGCAGAAGAACCCCUUCACCCUCAAGGUCAAAACCAAGAAGUCCCAUAACGAAACGUCUUUAGGAAAUUCCCCUGCCAUGUACCGCGCCCGAGGGAUCACGGAAACCACUCCCAGCUUCAUGUAUCCCUACGGAACUUCCAGCAGCCAGAUGGUGCUCCGAGGGGUGGAUCUCCUGCUGGAAUGCAUCGCCUCCGGAGUACCAGCACCGGACAUCAUGUGGUUCAAGAAAGGCGGGGAGCUCCCGGUGGGCAAAACCAAGCUGGAGAACUUCAACAAGGCCCUGCGCAUCUCCAACGUGUCCGAGGAGGACUCCGGGGAAUAUUUCUGCCUGGCCUCCAACAAGAUGGGCAGCAUCCGCCACACGAUCUCGGUGAGAGUGAAGGCUGCUCCCUACUGGCUGGAUGAGCCGGAGAACCUGAUCCUGGCCCCCGGUGAGGACGGCAGGCUCGUGUGCCGGGCCAACGGGAACCCCAAACCGUCCAUCCAGUGGCUGGUGAAUGGAGAGCCCAUCGAAGCAUCUCCCCCCAACCCGAGCCGGGAGGUGGCCGGGGACACCAUCGUGUUCCGGGACACGCAGAUCGGCAGCAGCGCCGUGUACCAGUGCAACGCCUCCAACGAGCACGGCUACCUGCUGGCCAACGCCUUCGUCAGCGUGCUGGAUGUUCCCCCCCGGAUCCUGGGGCCCCGGAACCAGCUGAUCAAGGUGAUCCAGAACAACAGGACCCGCCUGGAUUGUCCCUUUUUCGGGUCUCCCAUCCCCACCCUACGCUGGUUUAAGAACGGCCAGGGGAACAUGCUGGACGGAGGCAACUACAAAGCCCACGAGAACGGGAGCUUGGAGAUGUUCAUGGCUCGGAAGGAGGACCAGGGAAUCUACACCUGCGUGGCCACCAACAUCCUGGGGAAAGCUGAGGCCCAGGUCCGCCUGGAGGUCAAAGACCCCACCAGGAUCGUGAGGGGCCCCGAGGACCAGGUGGUCAAGAGGGGCACCAUGCCCCGGCUCCACUGCCGUGUCAAGCAUGACCCCACGCUCCGGCUGAUGGUCACCUGGCUCAAGGACGAUGCCCCUCUGCACCUGGGGAACAGGAUGAAGAAGGAGGAGGAUGGUCUGACGAUCUACGGCGUGACUGAGAAGGACCAGGGCGAUUACACGUGCGUGGCCAGCACGGAGCUGGACAAGGACUUGGCCAAGGCCUAUCUCACCGUGCUGGCCGUCCCCGCUAAUCGGUUGAGAGAUUUACCCAAAGAACGACCUGACCGGCCCCGGGACUUGGAGCUGUCGGAUCUGGCCGAGAGGAGCGUGCGGCUGACGUGGAUCCCUGGCGAUGACAACAACAGCCCCAUCACAGACUACAUUGUCCAGUUUGAGGAGGACCGCUUCCAGCCGGGAGUGUGGCACAACCACUCCAGGUAUCCCGGGAGCGUCAACACGGCCCUGCUGAGCCUGUCCCCGUACGUGAAUUACCAGUUCCGGGUGAUCGCCGUCAACGACGUGGGCAGCAGCGUGCCCAGCCUGCCCUCCGAGCGCUACCAGACCAACGGGGCACGUCCCGAAGUAAAUCCAACGGGAGUUCAAGGGGCUGGGACCCAAAAAAACAACAUGGAGAUAACGUGGACCCCUCUGAAUGCAACUCAGGCUUAUGGGCCCAACCUCAGGUACAUCGUGAGGUGGCGGCGGCGGGACCCCCGCGGGAGCUGGUACAACGAGACCGUGCGGAACGCGCGGCACGUGGUGUGGAACACCCCCAUCUACGUCCCCUACGAGAUCAAGGUGCAGGCCGAGAACGACUUCGGCAGAGCCCCGGAGCCCGACACCUACAUCGGAUAUUCCGGGGAGGAUUAUCCCAAGGCUGCGCCCACGGAUGUCAGGAUCAGAGUCUUAAACAGCACUGCCAUAGCUCUGACCUGGACCCGGGUGCACCUGGACACCAUCCAGGGACAGCUCAAGGAGUACCGAGCCUAUUUCUGGAGAGAGAGCAGCUUGCUGAAGAACCUUUGGGUCUCCAGAAAACGGCAGUUUGUGAGUUUUCCUGGAGACCGCAACCGGGGCACCGUGUCCCGGCUGUUCCCCUACAGCAACUACAAGCUGGAGAUGGUGGUCACCAACGGCCGAGGGGACGGGCCCCGCAGCGAACUGAAGGAAUUCCCCACCCCUGAAGGAGUGCCCAGCUCCCCCAGGUACCUGCGGAUCCGACAGCCCAACCUGGAACUCAUCAACCUGGAGUGGGAUCACCCCGAGCAUCCCAACGGGAUCAUCACAGGAUACACCCUCCGAUACCAGCCCUUUAACGGGACCCGGAAGGGCCAGACGGUGGUGGAGAACCUGUCCCCCAACCAGACGAGGUUCACCCUGCAGAGGUCAGACCCCAUCUCCCGCUAUCGCUUCGUGCUCCGCGCCCGCACCCAGGUGGGAGAGGGAGAGGCCCUGGCGGAGGAGUCGCCGGCGCUGCUGGAUGAAGCCACACCAAGCCCAGAGGCAACUGGGCCACCUCCAACCGCAGUGGAGGAAACCAGUCCUGAAACCAGUCCUGAAACCAGUCCUGAAACCAGUCCUACAAUCAGCCCUACAACCAGCCCUACAACCAGUCCUACAACCAGUCCUACAACCACCCCAACCACCACCGACACCACAACCACCACCACCACCACCACAACCACCGUCAGCACCGCCGCCAGCACCGCCGCCAGCACCAGCGCCGCUGCCGAGAGGGCUCCGGCAGCCACCACCAGGCACGAGUUGGCCGCCAAUGGAUCGUCCAUAUGGGACAUCAGAGCCAUGGCAAACAGUAACUGGGCAAACAUCACCUGGAGCCACAAUUUCUCGGCAGGAACUGACUUUGUGGUUAAGUAUAUCACCAGUAACAAGACAGAGAAAUCAAUCCCCGUUAAGGCUCAGGGCCCGUCCUCGGUGCAGCUGGCGGAUCUGACGCCGGGGAUGAUGUACAAGCUGUGGGUGUUCCCCAUAUGGUCCCACCCCAGCGAGCACUCGUACAUUACCUUUACCACCAGCUCAGCCUACACCAAGAACCAGGUGGACAUCGCCACGCAGGGCUGGUUCAUAGGCCUCAUGUGCGCCAUCGCCCUCCUCGUGCUCAUCCUGCUCAUCGUCUGCUUCAUCAAGAGGAGCCGUGGUGGGAAAUAUCCAGUGCGGGACAACAAGGACGAGCACCUCAACCCCGAGGACAAGAACGUGGAGGACGGAUCCUUCGACUACAGGUCUCUUGAAAGCGAUGAAGACAACAAACCUCUUCCCAACAGCCAGACCUCGCUGGACGGGACGAUAAAGCAGCAGGAGAGCGACGACAGCUUGGUGGACUACGGAGAAGGGGGCGAGGGCCAGUUCAAUGAGGACGGCUCCUUCAUCGGCCAGUACACGGUCAAGAAGGACAAAGAGGAGACCGAGGGCAACGAGAGCUCCGAGGCCACGUCCCCCGUCAAUGCCAUUUAUUCCUUGGCAUAGCAAAAACGCCGGGAAAAACACCCACAGCCCAAGGGGUUCGGAGCGGCCGGGGGUUCCGCC